Messenger RNA from Pteropus alecto (black flying fox), 1693 nucleotides. RefSeq names its product caudal type homeobox 1 (gene CDX1). The transcript has 3 exons. Gene Ontology annotation, molecular function: DNA-binding transcription factor activity, RNA polymerase II-specific; RNA polymerase II transcription regulatory region sequence-specific DNA binding. Gene Ontology annotation, cellular component: nucleus. The record is from RefSeq and is a predicted model, not a curated record. Lineage: Eukaryota; Metazoa; Chordata; Mammalia; Chiroptera; Pteropodidae. Bases 94 to 900 code for a protein of 268 amino acids. Gene Ontology annotation, biological process: regulation of transcription by RNA polymerase II; embryo development; animal organ morphogenesis.
AGGGCCGGCGAGUUCAGGUGAGCUGUUGCUCGUCGGGGCGGCCGGCAGCGGCGGCUCCAGGGCCCAGCAUGCGCGGGGGGCCCUGCGGCCACCAUGUACGUGGGCUAUGUGCUGGACAAGGACUCUCCCGUGUACCCUGGCCCCGCCAGGCCCCCGAGUCUCAGCCUGGGCCCUCAAGGCUACGGGCCUCCGCCCCCGCCCCCCGGGCCCCCGCAGUACCCCGACUUCACCAGCUAUUCUCACGUGGAGCCGACCCCCGCGCCCCCUACGGCGUGGAGCGCGCCCUUCUCUGCACCCAAGGACGACUGGGCCGCCGCCUACGGCCCGGGCCCCGCGGCCCCCGCUGCCAGCCCAGUCCCGCUGGCAUUCGGGCCCCCUCAGGACUUUAGCCCGGUGCCCGCGCCCCCUGGACCUGGCCCGGGCCUCCUGGCGCAGCCCCUUGGCGGCCCGGGCGCGCCAUCCUCGCCAGGAGUGCAAAGGCGGACUCCCUACGAGUGGAUGCGGCGGAGCGUGGCGGCCGGAGGCGGCGGUGGCAGCGGGAAGACCCGGACCAAGGACAAGUACCGCGUGGUCUACACAGACCACCAGCGCCUGGAGCUAGAGAAGGAGUUCCACUACAGCCGUUAUAUCACCAUCCGGCGGAAGUCAGAGCUGGCUGCCAAUCUGGGGCUCACUGAACGGCAGGUUAAGAUCUGGUUCCAAAACCGGCGGGCAAAGGAGCGGAAAGUGAACAAGAAGAAGCAGCAGCAGCAGCAGCAGCAGCCCCCGCAGCCACCACCGCCAGCCCACGAAGUCACCCCAGCUCCAGCUGGACCACCCCUGGGGGCUCUAUGCCCCAGCUCUGCCAGCCUCCUGGGCACUGCCUCCCCAGUGCCUGUCAAGGAGGAGUAUCUGCCAUAGCCCCCUGCCCAGCCUUGUGGGCUGGGAACCUGGGACUCAGAUGCUAGGAAUGUGGCUCCUGUUGGGGGCCCAGGAGCCCUGAUCUGAGUCCCAACCCUGACACUGAUCUUCUGGGUAACCUUGGACAAGUCACCCACUCAGCCCCUUGGCCCAUCUGAGCCCAUGGGAUAAGGACCUUUUCUAGCCCUUGUGUUCUAGACCUCAGGGGCAUACGGGAGCCCAGGGUGGGAGGUCUCAAUCCCCAGAGGGCUGGGCAAAGGGGCCAAGAUAAAUCCCCAGGUCCCACCUCCUUCUCCACGUGUUUAAGGAUGGAAGGCUGCUGUAGGGAUUAGACUGACCUGGAGAAAGGAGAUGGAGCUGAGGGAAGAUUGAAUGUUUGCAGACCAUGACCUGUGGGGAGGCAUGUGGUCGGCUCAUACGUGCCUCUUCCUGCAGCCUCACCUCUGCCCACCCCCAUCUCAACAGGCCCUGAAUCCCUCCCUUCCUGGCUGAUGCAGAAUACGAAGCCCAGAGGCCUGGGCCUGAAGGAGAGGCUCUGAUGACCGUCCCCUCUGGGUUAAGAGCCAUAUUCCCUCACUAGCAUUGUCAGUGGGGCCUCCAGAUGGGAGGGAGGCCCCUGGAGGGGGACAGAGGGGCAGAGUCCACGUGCCAAGUUCCAUGCCACCAGACUGUCCCUCAGGGCCCAGGGAGGACUUCCACUGGACCAUGCAGAGUUCACAGCUGGGCAAGUGUUGUACAUAGAGUGGAAUCUCUUGGAUGCAGCUUCAAGAAUAAAUUUUUUUCUCUUUUUAAA